AUGUCGCAGCAGUUUGUCUACGCUGUGUCAGUGGCAAUCACUGCCUUGAUCCAGGGAGGAGGAUUCCUGGUGGCCUAUGCCCUUCAGACUGAGACGUUCUACGAUAUCCUUGGAGGGGUCAACUUCCUGGCUUUGGCCCUUUGGUCUGCUUCGAGCGGCACUUUGGAUUCGCGCAAGAUCUGCACUACAGUCUUGUUCGUGUGCUCCAGGGGUUGGCUGCUGGUCUUCCUGGCCUGGCGUGCGCAUGAACGCAAAGGUGAUGCGCGCUUCGACGACAUCAAGGGCAAGUUCAUAUCUUUUAUGAAAGCCUGGUUUGUGCAGGGAAUGUGGGUAAUGCUCAUCUCGAUGCCAGUCCUAUUCAUCAAUUCUUCGGGCGCGAAAUCGCCAUUGGACCUCUCUGAUGCUGUUUUUAUGCUGGGCUUUGCCCUGUGUGUUGGGACAGAGAUCUUGGCAGAUAUCCAGAAAGCAGUCUGGGUGAAGAAAGGCCGUCCUGGUGGCUUCUGCCAGGAAGGGCUUUGGGGUUUUUCGCGGCAUCCGAACUACUUCGGUGAGAUUUAUCAAUGGUGGUUUGCCUGGGCACUAGCAUAUAACAGCUCGGAAGCUCCAGCAGGCUACCUUGACCCUCUUUGGUGGUCCUGUGCGAUCUCGCCGAUUUUCACCAUGCUCAUCUUGCUCCACCUGAAGCCCACUGGGAUUUACAACGCUGAGGGGAAGAACCUCAAGAGAUAUUACGACCAAUGUCCUGAGGAAUAUACCAAGUAUCGAGAGAGCACUUCCAUUCUCAUUCCGAUGAUUGGCUACAAAUACAUUCCUCUGCCUCUGAAAAGGAUCAUAUUCUUCGAGUACAAGAAGUACGAAUACAAUCCAAAGGUUGCAGGAGAAGUGAAGAAAGAGAAGAAGCCAGCUGAAGGCUAUCCCCAGGCUUGCUUGAAAUGUUUUGAACCGUGCGCCUUUGUUGGAUUGAGCCCACAUCCAUUGAAAACAUGGACGCAGUCUGCUCGAGCUGUGCGAAGCCUGCGAUUUGCCGAGUCCGAGCCCGUGGCGACAGAGGCGCCCGAAUUCUCAGAGCCAGCUGAGUUGCCGACACCGAAGACCUGGCGAGAGCUCAGACGAAACCGACGCUUUGAUCACAGUCCUGGCAACUGGUGGCGCACCCAGCUCCUGCCAGAGAAGGAGGCGCAAGACCCAAAGCUUGUUCAGUCCAACUUAGUGCGAGCCAGAAGCCUUCCAAGACUUCUCUACCUCUUGCAGGGAGACCUGGAGAAAUGGAACGGCGUGAACCUGGCCACCGCCUGGCAUCGCUUGGCCAAGUUCUGCCAAGCCGCCGGCAGCGCCGGCACCGCCAGUGCCCGCACCCGCGGCUCCAAAGCUCGGAACGCCGAUGAAGCGAAUGAACAGGAUUUGCAAGUGGAAGCCCCAGACUUCAGAUGA
Cladocopium goreaui is the source of this 1431-nucleotide messenger RNA. NCBI's taxonomy places the organism in Eukaryota, Dinophyceae, Suessiales, Symbiodiniaceae. The record is from the annotation of a GenBank genome assembly.